CGUACCAAGCGCCGUCCCCCCUCACACACACACAUACCGGCGGCCGGUGCGGUACCGGAGCAUGGAUGCGGUGCUGCUCGCCAUCGCCGCUGUCCUCCUUGCCGUACUUCUCUUCUUCGCCACCCGUCUCCGCGGCCAAGUGAGGGAAGCUGAUGAGGAACACCAGAGAGAUGUGGCAGCAGCAGCAGCCAGACCACGGCUCCAUGUGGAUGAGAGGGGAGAUGCGAUGCCGAGGCGCCGAAGGAACAUGGCAAACCGGCUGAUAGCCCAGAGGAGAGCACAGCAGGCCCAGGACUGGGAGGAAGAGGAAGACGAUGCUGAGGACGUGCCAGAAUUUCAGGUGUCUGGGAAAAUCGGAGCAAAGAAGCAGAGGAAAUUAGAAGAGAAACAAGCCAGAAAAGCACAGAGAGAGGCUGAAGAAGCUGAGCGAGAAGAACGGAAAAAGCUUGAGUCAAAAAGAGAGGAGGAAAGGCGGAAAGAAGAGGAGAGAAUACGCCUUGAGGAGGAACGGCAGGAAGAGGAAAAGAGGAAGGCAAAGGAAGAAGAGGAAAAGAGAGAGUAUGAAGAGUACCUGAAGCUGAAGGAGAGUUUUGUAGUUGAAGAGGAAGGGGUUGAAGAAUCAAUGACAGAAGAACAGUCUCGCAGCUUCCUAAUGGAAUUCCUGGAAUACAUUAAGAAAACAAAGGUCAUCCAGCUGGAGGACUUGGCUUCACAUUUGGGUUUAAGAACACAGGAUGCAAUUAACAGGAUCCAGGACCUGAUGGCAGAUGGCACUCUAACAGGUGUGAUUGAUGACAGAGGGAAGUUCAUCUACAUCACUCCAGAGGAGAUGGCUGCCGUGGCUCAGUACAUCAAACAGCGAGGACGAGUCUCCAUCGCAGAGCUGGCCCAAGCAAGCAAUUCCCUCAUCAACCUCCAGCCCGACAGCAGAGCCACUGCUUCAACCAUGGCAUGAAAUCUGGUGUGAGAAGGAUACAGCAAGUGUUUACCCUUAUAAUGAAUUGGCCAUGUAAUUAAAACCAAGCAGGAACCUCACUAGUCCAGUCAUGGUGCUUUUUAAGUGUCAGCUGCAAGAGUUGAUGGGAAGUUUUGCUUUUCAUUCUGCUAGAGAUGCUAUAAAAUAGGACAGUCAUUUAUACAGCAGAGGUAGCCAAGAACUAGGGCUAAAACACUCUGUACCUGUACCUCAGGAAUAUCAGUAAAUUACACACAGUUAUCUUGGCAGUCUCACGUGCCUAUACCCAAACUUCUUGUUUCCACAUUGAUGUCUGCAUCAGUUAUGUUUGAUUCUGAUGGCAUUCAGAAUCCUCCACACUUGCUCUGCACUUAGAGCUGCAUAACUUUGUGGCAAUGACACAUACAACCCAGAGUAAUAGCGUAGGGGGGAGGCUUGGGUUUUGUCUUCUGGGAGGAUAGAGUAAAAAGAAGAUGCUGUGAGUGUCUUUGUUCUUACUGAAAUACGUACUGAAGCUCUAGAAGGAGCACUUGCUCCCAGAGGUUUGCUGUAUAAACCCAUUUUUGCUUGGGUUAUGUAGUAGAAAAGGUUUGCUCACAGCCAAGCUGCGUUAUUUCUCUGUAGCCAAGAGACAGAAACACCUCCAGGGAAAAGCUUAACUCACCUCAUUGCUUGUCCAGGCCACUUCUGAUACCAACCAGCCACUGAUGAUUCAUCCUUUGAAGUAAGUGGGUCUGGGGCCCUCAGCCACCCCUUCCCCAUGGAGUUUGUGUUCUGGAUGUUUGGGUGUUUCUAAGUAGAACUUGGGCCCUAUGAGUCAUGUAAUGAACAAGUUAAUGAUGAUUAAUGUAUUAAUUGUAGGGGUCAAUGUAACUCCUGCACAAGAAUAUUAAUUUUUAAUAGGCUAAUUGGUGCCUUGUUAAUUCCCUUUCCUGAAGUCAACAGAAUCUACAUGGUUAUACAGUAAUUGGGGAGGGCACAAGGGGCUGCUUUUGUCUUUGCCAGAUAUAGGGAUAACACGAGGAGACUGAAAGCUGCAUCAUUGAGAUGAGAUAGCAGUAGAACAAUGGAAAGAAGAGCAUUGCCUUUGUAGUGUCUGCACUGCUGCUGUAUGGGGUGCUCUGCAGGAGUGCAGGAUUAUGGUGCACCACCACAUGUUGAGGUGAGGGAUCGGUACGUUGUUGCUGUGCUGCACAAUGGGAGCCAGCAGAGAUGACUUGAGAUUUGAGGCUUGCCAAGUCUCCCUGUUAUUCAAAAUGGAUUUUAACCUGUUUUUUUAUGCUGUCUUAAAACUAUUCUUGUAAUAAAAUAAACAACGUGGGAAGAGUUGCAGAGA
Melopsittacus undulatus (budgerigar) is the source of this 2291-nucleotide messenger RNA. RefSeq names its product DDRGK domain containing 1 (gene DDRGK1). The transcript is spliced from 9 exons. Lineage: Eukaryota; Metazoa; Chordata; Aves; Psittaciformes; Psittaculidae. Bases 62 to 955 code for a protein of 297 amino acids. The record is from RefSeq and is a predicted model, not a curated record.